Penicillium roqueforti is the source of this 891-nucleotide messenger RNA. RefSeq lists its product as uncharacterized. The record is from RefSeq and is a predicted model, not a curated record. NCBI's taxonomy places the organism in Eukaryota, Fungi, Ascomycota, Eurotiomycetes, Eurotiales, Aspergillaceae. The transcript has a single exon. Gene Ontology annotation, molecular function: oxidoreductase activity. Bases 1 to 891 code for a protein of 296 amino acids.
AUGACGACAGCAGCAUUCAGAUACAUCGACCGAGCUUCCUACGACCCUGAUGCCACAGAGCCAUUCAAAAAGCCAUGGGGCAAAGUCGACGGACCAGGUCGGUCCUACCAACUCACAGAACUGGAACGAAAAGUCGAGGACCUCCGAGGCCAAGAAUCGAACUUCACAACAGACAAUUCCGGUUUCGCCUUAUACAAGUCACCCGCAAAGGAGACCGCAUUCACCGACGAUGCUGAAGUGCGAGCGGGUUACUACCCAGAAGUAGAAGACCUGCUGCGCAAGAAACUGCCCGGGGUGAAAAAAGUAGCGAUCUUCGACCAUACCAUCCGGCGCCGGGUGCCGGGCUCGGCGCGUAGUCCUGUGCAGCUGGUGCACGUGGACCAAACGCCCAAAGCUGCCGAGGCGAGAGUACGUCGCCACCUGCCAGAGGAUGAAGUAGAGGAGCUGUUGAAGGGUCGAUACCAGAUUAUCAAUGUCUGGCGUCCGAUUGAAAAUCCAGCUUCUGAUUUCCCGUUGGCGCUGAUCGAUUGGAGAAGCAUUGCUCCUUCUGAUUUUGUCAAAGUUGAUCUUCUUUAUCCGAAGGAGUGGCAGGAGCAUGGAGAGGUAGCGCCUGAUUCUGAGUCAUUUUUCUCUACGGAUGGGUAUGAGGUCAAGGGAGAGACUUAUGCUAUCGCUCCUAAUCAGGAACAUCGUUUCUUUUACGCCAAAGAUAUGACACCCGAGGAAGUCAUGUUCAUCAAGUGUUUCGAUUCGAGAAGCCACACUAUGACUGGGGGCAAGACGGAUAUUGCUCAUGGGUCCGGACAUACUGCAUUUAUUGACCCGCAGACUCCUGCUGGAUCGCCCGGGAGGCAGAGCAUUGAAGUUCGAUGUCUAGUUUUCUACGAAUAA